Messenger RNA from Phascolarctos cinereus (koala), 2014 nucleotides. RefSeq names its product BICD family like cargo adaptor 2 (gene BICDL2). Gene Ontology annotation, biological process: vesicle transport along microtubule; Golgi to secretory granule transport. The record is from RefSeq and is a predicted model, not a curated record. Lineage: Eukaryota; Metazoa; Chordata; Mammalia; Diprotodontia; Phascolarctidae.
UUACCUGGCCCCACCCCCCGGAAGAGAAGUUGACGGAGCUCAGGAGAGAGAGAUCUGAGAAUGGGAAGCCGGGUACAAUAGGGGGCCUCACUUCCCCUCAGCAAUACAGAUGCUUGGGGAAGCAUGAACUCCCCCAGUAGUCCCCAGUUCACCUCAGGACUGCCCUCAGGAAGCACCUCCCCGAGUGGGGAUGAUGGUUUCUUCCCCUUUGUGCUGGAGAGGCGAGAUUCCUUCCUGGGGGGGCCGGGGCCUGGGGAUGAGAAGCCAGAAGAUGAGCCUGAGGACCUGGCUGUGCUGCUUCAGCGAAAAGAGAAGGACUUACUACUGGCAGCUGAGCUGGGCAAGAUGCUUUUAGAACAGAACGAGGAGCUGAGCCGAAGCCUGGAGGUUCUCAAGGCCCAACACGCUGAACGGGAGGAGCGGCUACAGCAGCAGAACCAUGAGCUUCGACAGGGCCUGGCUGCCCGUGGAGCCGAGUGGGAGGCUCGGGCCGGGGAGCUGGAGGUCGAUGUGGCUGCCCUUCGAGCUGAACUUGGGGAGCGCCGUUCAGAGCAGCAGAACAGUGGGCGCCAACGAGCCCAAGCACUUACAGAACUCAGUGAGCAGAACCUCAGGCUGAGUGAGCAGCUUGCACAGGCCUCCCAGACAGAACAAGAACUGCAAAAAGAACUGAGCACCCUUCGAGGAGAGUACCAGGCCCAGCUGCUGGUGGGAACUGAGAUGAGGGCCAGACUAGAAAGCCUUCAGGGAGAGAACCAGAUGCUCCAGAGCCGGAGGCAGGACCUGGAAGGGCAGAUCAAGAGCCUGCAGGAGGAGGCUGAUCAGGGUCAGGGCCGAGUACAAGCCCUGCACGAGGAGCUGUUGCUUCUCAGAAGGGAGAGAAGGGAACACAGCCUAGAGCUAGAACGAGCCCGCUCGGAAGCCAGGGAAGCACUUGUGUCACUCAGACGGCUCCAGCAGCACGUCUCGGAGCUUGAGGAGGAAUCCCGGCUCCAGGAUUCAGAAGUCUCUGGGGCUUCCCUGCAAUCUGAGAUUGCCCACAGCCUAGAUGAGGAAGGAGAUCCCCAACUUCCAGCGGCACCCCAGGUGAUCCACAACCCUAAUCUCCUCCACAAUUCAUCAGAAGCCCAGUCUCCUCCAGAAGAAGGAUUGGAGCCCCCUAGGAAGCGGGCUUCCAUGAGUCCUGGAGAAAUGCUGGAAGAGAAGGAAGUAGAAAUGGAACGGCUACAAACUGAGUUAUCUUUGCGGGUGGAAGAGUUGCAGUCCCUCCGAGAAGAACUGCAGAGACAAAAGGAACUGAGGGAAGACAAAGACCCCGAGUCAGCACUGAAUAAGGCAUUCUCUGACCGGGAUGACGCUGUGAACAAGUCUUUGGCCCUUUCCCUGGAACUGACCCGAGUCUCCUUGGAACGGGACUCUCUUUCUCGGGAACUGCUCCGAACCAUCCACCAGAAGGUAGCAAUGUCUCAGGAACUGGAGGCCUGGCAGGAUGAUAUGCAGGUGGUGAUUGGACAGCAGCUUCAUUCUCAGCGACUAAAGGAGCUUAAUUCCCAGCCAGUAGUCCCCCACCAAGAGGCAACAAAAUUCUCCUUGGGAAGAGGGACAGGGGCUGGUAGCUUCUUCACCAACCUGUUCAGAAGGACCUGAGGGGGUGCUUGGAUUGCAUAUGGGAAUGGUGACUUGGAGGUGACUUUUCUGGAAAGGGUUCAGGAUACUAGGGGUAAAGUGGGCCAAUGAUAUGGGGAUAUGGGUUGGCAAAAUGUAAUUAAGACUCCAAAUCUUGGAGCACAGCAGAAGUGGGAGCAGAGAAGGCUUCCAAAUCAAGGCAGGGCUUGGGAGGGGAAACCUUCUUCCCUCCAACAGAGCUCACAGAGGUGUCUAUUUUGCAUACUCAUAGGCUUAUCUUUUCUAAACCACAAUAAACUUCCUCUAGGCAGGGGUUGGGGGGGAAUCCAUAGAGGGUAUUUAUGUAACAAGGUCUAACAGAGUAAUAUAUAAAUGGAUAUGAAAUCUU